Uloborus diversus is the source of this 1784-nucleotide messenger RNA. RefSeq lists its product as uncharacterized. Bases 145 to 1176 code for a protein of 343 amino acids. Lineage: Eukaryota; Metazoa; Arthropoda; Arachnida; Araneae; Uloboridae. The transcript has 2 exons. The record is from RefSeq and is a predicted model, not a curated record.
GCUGGGAUUCACACACAUGAUAGUAGUUAUAGGUAGAUAGUAGUAGUUUAUGUAUUUUUCGUUGCUUUCAUUCUCAAACUGAUGAAUCUGGAAAGUGCUUGAACUUGAAUAAAUAUAUUGUUGCCGUUUUUCAACGGUAGAAAAAUGGCAGUUCUAAUGAAAUUCCUUGUGAUACAUAUCAUAGCUACUAGUGCAGUUUUACCGCAUGUCUUUGCUGCCUCUGGAAACAAAGGAGAUCGUGGGGAUGAAGUGACGUUGCAGAGUGUUAGUACUACUGGUUCCAAAGAUCUCGUUCGAGAAGCUACUGGGUGGCAACAACCCACGUAUGGUACUCAAGUGUGGUACCCAUCAGGAGGAGGAAGUAACAAAGGAUGGGGCGGCUCAAACGAUUAUAACAGAUACCCAACUUAUUAUCCUGGUGGAGUUCAAACAGCCGUUGGCGGAAACCCUAGUGCAUUCAGCGGUGCUUCAUAUGCAGGAAACGUUGGCGCAUACGGUGGGAACCAACUUGGAUAUGGUGGAAAUUACGGCGGAAGCAAAGGGGGAUACACCGGUGGGACAGGUGGUUACGGAGGAGGAUCAGGUGGCUACGUCGGUGGAGGUGGUGGAUACGGCGGAGGAUCAGGGGGAUAUAGCAGAGGUGGAUACGGGGGAGGUGGAUACGGAGGAAGUGGAGGUGGUGGAUACGGUAACAAUAAAGGUUGGUCUACGGGUACUUCUGGAAGUUAUGGCAGACCAUGGAGCGGCGGGCAGACCAAGGGAGGAGGCUGGUACGGUGGCCAAGGAGGGAGCUAUGGUGGCAGUGGAGGUGGUUACGGAGCAGGAAGUGGCGGUUAUGGAGGUAAUUAUGGUGGUAAUUAUGGUGGUAAUUAUGGAGGGGGAGGAUGGCAACCGGGUGUAGGUGGUGGAUCGAGGGGUUGGGGUGGUAAUCAGGGUCUUGGUGGUGGAAGCUAUGGUGGAAGGCCAGAAGGUGGAUAUGGCUAUGGAAACCAGAAAGGCGGAGGCUAUCGCAAUAUAAAUCCCCAAGAAAAUUCUUGGGGUGGAUACCAAGGCAAUUACAAAGGUGUUUCAAGUCCUAGAAUGAACAACGUUGGAUCCUGGUCUAACACUGGAUACAGACCAGGGUAUGGCAAUAAUCAACGUGGAUAUACCAAUAACAACAAAGGAUGGUGGUAACCCCAGAAAAAAACUUCAUUAUCGAUUCCUUCCACUAUUUUAAGGAGAAUAAUGAAUGUUUGUUAUAACUUCAAAAGAAAUUAAAUCAUGUUUGAAAAUAAUCACUGAUAUAACUAAUAUUUCUUCAUGUUUAUGUUGAUUCAUUUACAGUUUACAGUAAAAUUUCUUUCUUCAAUUCUUCUCCCUUCAGAAAAAUUAAUAAAAAGUAAACGAAUUGGAAAAAUUAAAUAAGUUUAUGUUUAAAGUAGUAGUUGUGUUAUUAUUAGACUAAUUUUUGGGAGAACUUUUUCUGGUGAUUGCUUGUAAAUAGAUACAUUUUCUGAGGAGUUAAUUUUAAUGCUACAAGAAAAAGGAAUUAUUUUGCAUAAAGUUAUGUAAUAAUUUCGUGUUCUAUUACAUUAAACGAAAGACAAUCAUAUUGUAAAAAGUUUUGUUCUCAUAUUUUUGUACGUCAUGUUAAAAAUUACGUUUUUCUUUGUUUGAUUGUCCCUUGAAUUUUGUUAACUGAUUGCGAUUGAGCUUUUAAGCGUGUGUAAGGUCGCUCAAACAUUAGAUUAUUGUUUGUUAUUGCUCAUGAAUGUAUAAAAAUAAAAGAUAAAAAUAGGCAA